Molecule: messenger RNA, 876 nt
Organism: Triticum dicoccoides
Lineage: Eukaryota; Viridiplantae; Streptophyta; Magnoliopsida; Poales; Poaceae
Product: reticulon-like protein B9
Exons: 5
Coding region: 134-793 (219 amino acids)
Biological process (GO): response to bacterium
Source: RefSeq, a predicted model, not a curated record
AGCUAUCCUUUCCUUGUCAACAUGGGCUUACCCUUUAGAGCUCAUACUAGCAUUUAGGUGCCUAUAAAGACGCAAUUUAUGCAAGAUCAGACAUAACAAAUCAAUCAGGUGGACAUCCCAAACGCGUGAAGCCAUGCCGCCACAUUUUCCCAGCAAUCCUGACCACGGGCCACACGUCGUGAGGCCGUUCCACAGGCACAAAUCGAUCCACCGGAUCCUGGGCGGAGGGAAAGCUGCGGACAUUCUGCUGUGGAAGAACAGGAAAGUGUCUGCUGGGGUUCUCGCUGGGGCCACGUUGACAUGGUUCCUGUUCGACGUGGUUGAAUACAAUGCAGUUCCGCUCCUUUGCCAGAUCGCCAUCUUCGCUAUGCUUGCCAUCUUCAUUGCCUCAAAUGCUGCGCCGCUCUUCGACAGGGCCCCGCCAAAGAUACCACAAGUCGUCGUCUCUGAACACGCCUUCAGAGAAAUGGCCAUGACCAUUCACCACAAACUGGAAUAUGCUGCAUCUCUUCUUUAUGAUAUCGCAUGUGGAAAGGAUCUGAAGAAAUUUCUCAUGGUGGUAGGAUCCCUGCUGUUAUUGUCAGUGAUUGGAGGUUCUUGCAGCUUCACAAGCCUACUCUACCUUGGAUUCUUGUGUGCCCACACUUUGCCAGUGUUGUACCAACAUUACGAGACAGAAGUGGACCAUCUCGUUGCAAGGGGUGGCCAAGACAUCAAGAAGUUCUAUGAGAAGGUUGAUUCCAAUUUGCUCAACAAAAUACCAAGAGGCCCUGUCAAGACGAAAUUCAGAUAAAAUAAACUCCAUGAAGCUGUCAGGACAUAAUAAUAAUUCCUACCAAGAUACUGGAGUAGAUUUCAAGAAAAAUGAACCUGCUA